AUGGUGGGUGGGCGGGCGCGGGGCUCCGCAAGUGCCCCCUGGCCGGGGAGGCCCCGCUCGCCCCGUCGGGGCUCCUCACAUGGUCCGGCGGGGCCCCCCCGCCACCCGCGCCCAGCCCGGCCCGGCCCCGCCGCGAUCCGCCCCGGCCGCCGGCUCCUCCUCCCGCGGCACCGCGCAGCGCCGGGAUCCCUCCGGGAGCGGCCGCCGAGCCCCGGGACGCGCCGGCAUCGGGCCCGGGAUGUCGCCGCGAUCAGCCGCGGCCCCGCCGGGAGUUCGCUCGGCACACGGCGGGAUCGCCGCCGCGACCGCCGAGGCCACAGCGGGCACCGGCACCGGGAUCAGCCGCGGUGCCACCGGGACUUUCUUGGGGCCAUAUUGGGAUCAUUCCAGGGAUCGCCGAGGGCGCGGCAGAAUCAGCCUGGGUGUCACUGGGAUCCCACCGGGAUCCAGGAAGGGGUCAGCGGGGCACACCGGGAUCAGCCCGCGGGACUGCCGGGAUCUCCUCCAGGUCAGCCCUGCACCACCAGGAUCGUCUCCAGGUCAGCCCUGCACCACCAGGAUCUCCUCCAGGUGAGCCCUGCACCACCAGGAUCUCCUCCAGGUCAGCCCUGCACCACCAGGAUCUCCUCCAGGUCAGCCCUGCACCAGCAGGAUCUCCUCCAGGUCAGCCCUGCACCACCAGGAUCUCCUCCAGGUCAGCCCUGCACCAGCAGAAUCUUCUCCAGGUCAGCCCUGCACCACCAGGAUCUCCUCCAGGUCAGCCCUGCACCACCAGGAUCUCCUCCAGGAUCACCAGGACCAUACCAGGCUCACUCCUGGGAUCACCAGGGCCGCAACAGGAUCUCACCAGGAACACAUGGGAGAUCGCCAGGGCCACACCUGGAUGAGCUGCAGGACUGCCGGGAUCACCAGGGCUGCACCUGGAUCACUCAGGGACAGGUCAUUUCCCAUCUUCCCAGUCCCUGGGAGAGCCCCUCCAUGGAAUGGUGCCGGAGCACUUCAGGAGACCCAGCUGCUUCCGGGAUGCCUGUUCACAUGGAAUCCUCCAAACCACAUUUACAGCUUCCAAUAUUGAGAUUUCUGAGAUUUUCCCAGAUUUGGGAGCAUGGUGUGGGCAGGAGGGACCCACAGGGAUGAGGUGGGAAGCAGAGGAGGGGUGGAUAUAGGGAAGGACAAAGGAAGGUUUAGUUCCAGUCCUGUGGAAGCAUUUUCCUGGGAAAUCCAGCCUGGCCUGAAUUCCCAGCAGCUUUUGGAACCUCUGGAAUUGGAUCAUUACAAGGAAAAGGUGAUUUCUGGAAUGUUCUCCAGUGCCCUCCCAGGGCCCAGGUGCUGUUACGGGGACAGAAGGAAGCUCCAACCAAUUCAAGCAAACUGAGCACCGUGGGUCCUUUCACUUUGCCAGUUCCCCAUGGAACUGGGGGUGGCCUGGGGAAAAUCCGGGAUGCCUGAAUUUGGGACGCUCCUGCCAUGGCUGGCGCUGGUUUUGGCAGCGGGAUGUUCCUGACAGCUGGGGGCUGUUGACUUUGGGGCUUUCAGCAUUCUCCUCCCAGAUCCCAAAUCCUUCUGAGGCAGCUGGAGGGGCUCAUCCUGGAGAGGAGGAGGCUCAGGGGGCACCUUCUGGCUCUGGAAUUCCCUGGAGGAAGGCUGGAGCCAGGAGGGGCCGGGCUCUGCUCCCAGGGAACAGGACAAGAGGGAACAGCCUCAAGGGGAGGCUCAGGUGGAUAUUGGGAAUGUUCUCCUGGAAAAGGCUCUCCAGCCCUGGCCCAGCUGCCCAGGGCAGGGGUGGAGUCCCCAUCGCUGGAGGGAUUGAAAAGCCCUGUGGAUGUGGCACUUGGGGACAUGGUCAGGGUUGGGCUUGGCAGUGUUGAGGAAUGGUUGGACUUGAUCUUGGAGGGCUUUUCCGACCAAAACCAUUCCAUGAUUCCCCAGAAAUGAAUCUUUGUUUCGUUCCCUUCUCCAGGCAGAUCCAACAGGCCAAGCCAUGACUAUGACUUGUUGCUCCAAUGGGAACAACAGGAAAGCUGCAGCUCGAGCACCAGGAAAGAGGGAAUCUGGAGCAGCCUGGGUUAUCCACAGCAGCCUCUGUGCUGUGAUCCUGCCUUUUCCAGAGGCUCAGGAAAACAAGUGGUGCUGCUGGAACUGCCUGGCUCGUGUCCUGUCCAAACAGCGGCAUCGAUUCCCAGUAACUCCCUGCCUGCCCAAAGGUUGCAAGCCGGGACCAGUCCGGGUUUCCUGUGCAUUUUCUGGAGGGCCGCCAUGGUCCUGUCGAAGGUUUGCUGGGGACAGGGAACACAAAGGGA
Messenger RNA from Vidua chalybeata, 2300 nucleotides. Its product is annotated as basic salivary proline-rich protein 2-like. NCBI's taxonomy places the organism in Eukaryota, Metazoa, Chordata, Aves, Passeriformes, Viduidae. The transcript is spliced from 5 exons. The coding region runs from base 1 to 1137 and encodes 378 amino acids. The record is from RefSeq and is a predicted model, not a curated record.